AUGGCGGGGAUACCAGAUAGUGCGAAUUCUGAAGCUGGUCAUCGUCUGAUGAUCUGGUGCGUUCCGCGCUCGGGAUCCACUGCUCUGCUGAAGUGCAUAAGCUUCCUACAAGUACCGACGGCGACUAAAGACAGCAGUGAUGGAGUCGCUACCUCCAGCCAUGAAAAGGAAGCUGAUGCGGAUUCAAAGAGUGGUACAGAGGCUUGGUUUGAGCCAUAUAACAUGUCCCGCUAUGUCAGGAUGGCCAACAGGAAGGUACACAAGGAGGAAUUGCCGCCAGAACUCGACGGCAACGAAGAGAAAUACCAUGGCGCCCUCAAGGCAAUGAACUCCAUGUUUCAGAUGGUGCCAGGAGGAGUGAAAAAUCCCAAUCUCUAUUUGAUCUCACUCAAAGGAAUCCAACAAACACUGGAGAAUUCUCAGAGCAAGAUCGUAGUCGUAAAAGACAUGGCAUCUGGUAUCCAUGGUCAUUUCAACUUUAUCCCUACCGGAUUCCGUCACGUAUUCCUCAUCAGGGAUCCGAGACAGGUGUUCCCUUCUCUCCGGAAACUGUUCGUUGGUUUCCUCAAACUUGACGAAGAGGCCAUGGCUAAAGCGGACAUUCAGAAGUUCCACCCUUUCUACACUGCGCAUCACUGGUUUGGAGAGCUUUACGACUUGUGGAAGCACGUGCGGUCGACCUUCGACCCAAACCCCUUGAUCCUGGACACCGCAGAUCUCUUGCGCCAUCCAGAACCAUGCUUGAGGAAGAUCUGUGUGGCGAUUAAUUGGCGUUGA
This is a messenger RNA of Lytechinus variegatus (green sea urchin), 777 nucleotides long. RefSeq lists its product as uncharacterized. The transcript is spliced from 2 exons. Bases 1 to 777 code for a protein of 258 amino acids. The record is from RefSeq and is a predicted model, not a curated record. Lineage: Eukaryota; Metazoa; Echinodermata; Echinoidea; Temnopleuroida; Toxopneustidae.